UCUUAUUACAACGUGUAUUGUUCUCAAGUUUCUAACCUCACCGCUGGAAUACUAUCUUUUUAAGUUUAAUACAACAAUGACAGAUUAUAUAUCUGCGGAGUUAGCAGCUACUUGUGCUGCGUUAGGUUAUUAUGAUGGGCAAAAGUAUUAUUUGGAUAAAAAUUGUUUAGAUGUUAUAAAGGAUUUGAUAAAAUAUUUAAAAAGGGAUGAUGAAACUCAUACCAUACGUCGUUACCUUGGUCAGACAAAAUUACUUCAAUCAGAUCUUCUUAAAAUUUUUGUACAAUAUUCUGAUAAACUAGAUUUGUGGGAUGUGUUACUAAGGUUAAUUAUUAAUUUAACAAGUCCCGCUUUGUUAAUAUAUAAUGAAAAAAUUCCUAUGGAGAAGACUAUGCGCAGUUACUAUUUACAAAUUAUAUCAUAUCUGCAAAGUUACAAAGUAGCUUUAGCAGACGAUCAAGUAUGGCAAAUAGUUAAUAAUCGCUUGACCGCUAUCUUCAGUAUUGAUAAUAUAGAAAGGGGAGAAGAAAAUGAGAUGAUCAUUGAAAGAAUCUUAGCGCUGAUCAGAAAUGUACUUCAAGUUCCUCCGGAUGAAAAUGAAAAGCGUCCUGAUAAUGAUGCUACGAUUCAUGAUCAGGUAUUAUUUGCGCUUCAUGCAUCUGGUAUCGUAGACAUAUUACUUUUCAUUGCUAGCAGUGCGAAAGAACAACAAUACCACUUGCAGAUUUUGGAGAUCAUAUCAUUGAUGUUAUGUGAUCAAAAUGCAAGCCAAUUGGCAACAGCAGGUUUGCAGCGUAGUACAAUAGAAAAGGCAAAGGAUGAAGCACAUCUACUAUCAAUAAGACAGAAAGAAAAAUUGGAAAAAUUUGAAAAAUUAAAGAAGUAUGCUGGUGCCAGGCAUUCGCGUUUUGGCGGGACCUACGUGGUGCAGAAUAUGAAGGCAAUCGGAGAUAAUCAGAUGUUGUGUCACAAGCCUUAUGAAAAAGUUGAGGCACUCGAGUUUAAUUCCCAAAAGACGAAAGUAAAGAAACCAAAGAACAGACUAGCGAUGGCGGACUCAAUGCACGAACGUGUAUCAGCUCUCAGCGUAAGACUUUUCUUGAAAGAAUUUUGCGUGGAAUUUCUCAAUGGCGUGUAUAAUCCAGUAAUGAAACACGCUAAGUCGUGUAUUAUCAGUGACGUUCAAUGCAAUACAUCGGAGAGCAGUUGUUAUUUAUGGGCGUUACGUUUCUUCAUGGAGUUUAAUCGAUGUUACAAGUUUCAAGUAAAAUACGUGUGCGAAACGAUAUCCACGGAAGAAUUUUAUAUAAUACAAAGACAAAUGAGUCUGUAUUAUGAGAUGAUCCUUACUGAUAAGGAAAGGAUACGGAUAUGGUCUCACAGAUUGCAUUUAGCUUUGAAAGCAUAUAAGGAACUCCUUCAUACGUUAAUGGCGAUGGAUAAAAGUCCGGAUCAAAGUAUAAGAGAACCUAGCAAGGUCAUUAAAAGCAACGUGUUUUAUGUUCCGGAAUAUCGGGAAACGAUACUCUCGCAGCUUCUCAAUUUCGACGAACUCAAGAUGUCACGGAAAUACCUGAUCGACCUAGUAACGACCGCCCACAUUUUUCUAAAGAUGUUGGAACAGUUCUGCGCCAAGGGACAACGAAGUCUUAUAGUACAGAAGUUGAAGAAAAAGAGGCAGAAAAGUAGAAAGCACAAACCUGUAUCACGAAAGGAAGAAACACCUGCUCCAAGCUUAGAGGAUCGUUGGGACGAUCUGGCUCCGGAAUUAUCUGUGGUGAUGCAAGGAGUCACGAUACCGGAAAUGAUACCGUUUGACGCUACACUUGACAUACCCGUCGACGAUCAAAAGAGUGAUGCAAUGAAGAAAAUUCAAAAACUAUUACGAAUGAGGUUUUAUGAGAAUGCCGUUGGACUUUUCCGAGCUUGUCGAGAAGUCUGGCCAGAGAACGAUUCCUUUGGAAGGGCUGAUAUACCGCCGGAGGAAGAAUUUCUAGCACUCCGCGAAAUCUUCUUUGCAGAUCUCGGUGUUGUCGAGGAUGACUUACCUACGCAACAGGCGAAUCAAGAGAACAAUUUCGAAGAUAACUUUACUCGCAACGGUGAAGAAGAAGAAGAAGAAGAUGAAGAAGAAGAAAAUGAUGACCAUGAAGAUGUCGUAACAGAAGAAACGGAUUUCAAAUUAAACGAAUUCGUGCAAAGAUUCGCAAAUAUAAAGAUAGUUAAAGCGCUUAACCUUCUUCUACAACAAUUUGAUAAGAAUACUAAGGAGGUCAAUCAUUACGUCACGAAGAUGUUGCAUAGAAUUGCAUUCGAAUGUAAAAUGCCGGCUAUGAUAUUUCAAGCAUCGAUAUUUCGAACUUUUCAAAAGAUCCUCGAAUCAAAGCAUCCCGAACACAAGGAGCUUCAGAAGUUUGCAAUCUUCAUAAUUCGUCGUUUCGUCGAAGUCGCGCAGAAGAACCGGAAGUCGUAUAUGGAGUUACUCUUCUGGAAGAACGCACACGAUGCGACGCAAAUCGUCGAGGGUUACAAUACUGAGACGGAUAAGAAGAAAGUUUCGCGGGGUGUUUGGACUGAGGCAGAGGAGGACGAACUCCGAACCCUCUUCAUGGAACAUCAAACUAACAAGCCUUCGGAAGAUCUGAUUGAUUGGAUACUCGAGAGACUCAUCAACGAGACUCGUACAAGACGUGGAGUUAUUAAGAAACUGAAAGAGAUGUGCUUAGUCGUCAAUUCCAAGGCUGUAAGAAACGAGAUACAGAAGAGACUACCCAAGGAAUGGUCCGAAGAGGAGAUCGCUCAGCUCACGGAACUUUGGGAACAGCUGAGAGAAGAUGAAGAUCCAGUGGAACUUAUUUUCAACGGGUUGAAAAUAAAACGAACAAAACCGAAGAUCAAAGAAAAGCUUUUAGAAUUAGGACUAGCCAAGGAUCCGAAAGAGCUUUAUAAAAAACGAUCUAAAAAAAGCAAUCACGGAAAAUCGUCGUGGGAAACACAGUCUGGCGGUAAUUCUGACGACGAGGAUCGGGACUCCGAGGAAGAAAGUAGAAAAUCCUCGGGGCGUAACGACGUGGCUCAAAAUAAACCAACGAAUAAGAGAAAGACGACAACGACGACGACGACGAAGACGAAAGCAGGAAGGUCGAGAAGGAAGAAAGACCAGAAGACGUUUCUUUAUACGGAUGCACAAUUAUCUGGACUCUUGAAGAACAUCAUCGAAGGAAGUAUGACGGAACCAUUGGAAUGGAUCAAGGAAUCCUUGGAGGAUGCUCUCGAUGAUCGCAACGAGGAAAGCACCGAAGGAAUCCCAUUGGUGCCGUUGACAGAAAGUUCAUCAAAUGCGAUAGAUUCUAUAAAUUUUCAAAAAUUACUUCGCGCUAUGGGCAUGCAACCACCUAUGAACGAACAGGAAAUCUAUUGGCGAAUUCCAGCGAACAUGCUCAAUUCUACCAUACGAAAACGAUGUAAGCUUAUUGCUGAUGGUUUGGAAGGAAAAUUCAUCGUCGAAGAAGUCCCGUCUAAGAAAAAUAUCAACGACGAUAUUAGAAAUAAUUCGAGCGACGAAAGUGACGACGAUAUCGACGUAUUGGAGUCUAUAAAAAAAUUCUUUACAAAAAAGGAUCGUUUAUUAGAAUCUUUAGCAUCAACCUCGCGAGUAGUAGAUGUACCCUUAGAUUCGGAUAAAUCUGAAAAGUCGACUAAACGUGAUGUGCAAGAAACUGCCGACACCAUCGAAAUAAAGGAAGUGGAAAAUGGGAAGAAUCAGGAAGAAACCUUGAAGAGAAUUUCUAAGCGUCGGGUUAAAUUACUUUCGGAUUCGUCCGAAUCUGAACCAGAAAUCGAAAGGAACGCGGACGAGCCAGUAGACGAAGCUAAAAGAAACCGGAGUCAAAGUUUCGACACAGAAGCUCCGUCAAGUAAGAAGCCACGUUUAUUAGACAGCGAUGAAGAUUCUGAAACUUCCCAAAUAAAAAAUUCUAAACCCACAAUUGCACUUGAAUCCGACAACGAGGAAGAUAAUCAAGAAAAAAAUUCAAUUCACAAGUCAACAAUCUCUCAAAUAAUCGAUAGUGACGAGGAGAGUGUGACGGAAAAAACGAGAAAUUUGAAGUCCACUCGAAAGAUAAUAAGCGACGAUGAGGAGGACAAUUAAUAAUUAAAAAAAUAACCUGAUCGGUGUUCCCUAUUAACAACAUUUUCAUAUUACUUUAUAUAAUAAAACAAAUAUUUUGUUAUUUUUUUCAAACUACAUUUAAUAAUUUCAAGAUGUCGCGUAAACUAUUUUACCUGCUGAACAAGAUAAAAUAGAUUCCUGUAGAAAAUCUUGAUUUCAGAAUUGUUUGCUCUAACUUAUUUUCUUUACCCGACACAACUUCAGCACUAUUUCCUGGAAGAGUACGAAUUACGAUGUCCCUUUCGCGUUGGCAUUCUAGGAGAAGGAAGGAACGAUCGUUUAUACCCGGGGUACACUUCAAAGUGCCAAGAAAAACAGUACUCGAAAGGCGUCCACAUUUCGCCAAGUAACGACGAAGAGAACAUGCGAGCAUAGUAGUGGCGCUGUGAUCGUAUGCAGAUGUAUAGGAAACCUUUUAUAGAACUGGAUAGGUAGCUUACUAUAGAAGUUAUCAUGGUGGUAUAUAAGAGGGGUGUGAGGAAAGGGCAGUCGUUUACUUCCUCGCUCUCAUGUUACCCGAGUAACCGAUUGGCCAAUGUGGAUGACUUUACGUCUUUUGAUGGGCAGGUGAGGAGUCUUGGCGAGUGUCAACGAUACAUAUGCGUAUAUCGGUACGUGAUCGUAUUCUAGAAACCAUCGACUUGCCGUGGCUUUACCUUUGAGUUAGAAAAUAGCAUUCGUUUGGGAAACGCUUCCGUCGACGGUAUCGUCGCCGUGAAUACAACUUUGACGUCGACGCCGACGUCCGUGUGGGACCAAAGCGUAAUAUCGCCGUAAGGACUCCGCGAGUCGCGGAUACACGACCAGGCAAUCAUACUUCAGCUAGAAUCCCGGAAUUCAGCUUGCUUAUUCACAUAUCUCAUUCACAGUCUCAUAUUUCUUCAAAUGGAAAAUACCAAUUCCUCAUCGGUCACGAUAUUUUACUUUUUUUUUUUUUUUUAAAUUAUUUUAACAUGAAAUUUAUAUUAUAGAUUUCAUCCACCUUUUUUCGCUUAUACACAUAUAAGUAUUUACUACUAAAUUUA
Messenger RNA from Polistes canadensis, 5199 nucleotides. It is a transcript of the gene timeout, whose product is annotated as protein timeless homolog. The record is from RefSeq and is a predicted model, not a curated record. Gene Ontology annotation, cellular component: replication fork protection complex. The coding region runs from base 77 to 4153 and encodes 1358 amino acids. Gene Ontology annotation, molecular function: DNA binding. Gene Ontology annotation, biological process: DNA replication checkpoint signaling; replication fork arrest; DNA repair. NCBI's taxonomy places the organism in Eukaryota, Metazoa, Arthropoda, Insecta, Hymenoptera, Vespidae. The transcript is spliced from 28 exons.